AGAUUCCCAAAACGCUCUAGCCGUUAAGUGUCCAAAUCUUUAGACUGUUGUAUAUAUUACAGUUCACCGUCGGACCCAAGUGUUCCUUUCAAAUAUGCUGAUUGAGCUGCUUGUGAGUGUGACGCUGUUCUAUGCGACAUGGAGCAUCGUCUCCUUACAUUUCAACUAUCGCCGCGCACGACUGAUGGGCAUCCCACUCAUCAAACUCCCUAUCGACCCACUCAACAUCCUCUUCACAGUCCUCGAGCCACAUCUCUCCCGCUUGUUCCACCUCCUUCGAAUUCAGCUUUCCCCCUUACUCUUCUAUCUGCAUCGCGGAUGGCACUUUAGCGACAAAGCCAAUACCCACCUCAAACACGGACCAAUAUGGGCUCUCGUGACACCACGCGAUAUCCAAGUCCAUGUCUCUGAUUCCGAGGCUAUACAAACCUUUAUCUCCAGACGUGGAGAGUUUAUUUGACCGAGGGCAGAUGUACAAACUAUUAGAGGUGUAUGAGCCUUGCAUCUCGACAGCUAGUGCGGCAGAUUGGCCUCGUCAUCGCAAGACUCUCGCCGCGCCCUUCAAUGAGACUGCAAUGGGGGUCGUUUGGUCGGAGUCUUUGCAACAGACAGAACAGAUGGUCGAAGCGUGGAGUUCACCAUCCUCGGGAGGUAUUACGAGUGUGGCAAAAGAUAUACGUAUCUUGUCUUUGAAAGUGCUUGCUGCUAUCGGGUUCCGUCGCUCCUUCUCGUUUCGACAGGCAGACGACAGCGUUGGAAUAAGGGAAGGUGUGGUGCACUCGUAUCGCGACGCACUGCAGAUUGUGCUGGAAAACUUGAUUCUCCUGAUGUUGAUUCCAUCUCGACAUCUUGUCUAUCCUUGGCUGCCAGCUUCCCUUCGCAGGAUAGGAAACGCAGCUCUGGAUUUCAAGAAGCACAUGGUAAAGAUGCUCGAUGAGGAAAACACGUCCAUGAACCGAGGCGACAAAGGUUCGGGGAGCUUAAUGACUUCAUUUAUUCGGGCCUUGGAUGAGUGGAACAAGGGUGUUGAGAGCAAUUGUAUCUCAGGGGCUCUCAGUGAUGAGAUCUUAGGUAAUCUUUUCGUUAUCAACUUCGCCGGACACGAUACGACUGCCAAUACGUUGGCAUUCAGCACGUUGCUUCUGGCAACCUAUCCUGAUGUCCAACAAUGGGUCGCCGAGGAGAUAAACAACGUCUCUUCGGAGAUGGUAAGCGCAGACUGGAAGUAUGCCGACGUUUUCCCACGCCUGCUCAGGUGCCGAGCUUUCUUGGUAAGCUUCAUGCCGAUCGUGUCAAGCUGAGCUUAUAGAGAGUGUGAUAGGUAGUUGCCUCGGUGCAGUAUGCUGUUAUAAUACCUGUAUUGUAAGCAAGGGUCGUGGAAUCAAGCACACAUGGUUGUUAUCGUGGAAUAGUGUAG
This is a messenger RNA of Paraphaeosphaeria sporulosa, 1417 nucleotides long. RefSeq names its product cytochrome P450. The transcript has 2 exons. Bases 402 to 1301 code for a protein of 299 amino acids. Gene Ontology annotation, molecular function: monooxygenase activity; iron ion binding; heme binding. NCBI's taxonomy places the organism in Eukaryota, Fungi, Ascomycota, Dothideomycetes, Pleosporales, Didymosphaeriaceae. The record is from RefSeq and is a predicted model, not a curated record.